ACCCCAAAAAAUAAAUCUCUCCCCCACUUAAGCCUUCUCUCUCUCUCUCUCUCAACAAAGCCAUGGCAGUCUUUAACACAAUCAAAACAGUUCUCUUUUCAACACUCUGUCUCACACUCUAUCUCUCUUUACAACUCUGUUUCGCUUCUUCUUCUUCAAUCCAUGACCUCCUUCGCUCAAAAGGGUUACCAGCUGGUCUUCUACCCAAAGAAAUCAAGUCAUACAAUCUCAACCAAGAAGGUCUCCUUGAAGUGUUCCUUGAAGGACCCUGUUUGACCAAGUAUGAAAACAGAGUCUUCUUUGAUAGUGUUGUUAGAGCCAAUUUAAGCUAUGGGAGCUUGAUUGGUGUUGUGGGUUUGUCCCAAGAAGAACUCUUUUUGUGGUUACCAGUGAAGGGAAUCAUUGUUGAUGAUCCAAGAUCAGGUCUUAUUUUGUUUGACAUUGGAGUGGCUCACAAACAGCUCUCUCUCUCACUCUUUGAAGAUCCACCAGAUUGUAAACCAACAGGUGUGUUGAGGAAUGAUGUGAAGAAGGAGAAGGGAUUUGAUGUCUUGAAAUAGAAGAGAGAGAGAUCCCAAUGUAGCUGUUUCAAGUAAAUUUGUGUGUUUUGUCUAUGUUAUGUAUGAUCAUCCAAGUUUUUGUUUUUGUGUUUUUUUUUUCUUUCUAAUUAUAGUUCUAUAUGUGGAGUUAGAUUUUAGGGAUUCUUAGGAGUUGUAAAGGUUGUUAAAUUCCAAGAAUCUAAUGUCCUAAUCAAGUUA
Molecule: messenger RNA, 758 nt
Organism: Tripterygium wilfordii
Lineage: Eukaryota; Viridiplantae; Streptophyta; Magnoliopsida; Celastrales; Celastraceae
Exons: 2
Coding region: 63-560 (165 amino acids)
Source: RefSeq, a predicted model, not a curated record